CGAUGACAAUCAUUUAGUUGAGCGUUUUUGCCUUUCUCCUAUCGUUCUUCUACUGCAUGUCAAUCUCGAAUCAACAAUCUGUCACAAGUUGCUCAAGCUCACCGUGAUAUCAGAACACUCCUUACUUGACCAACAUGAGCAAUGUACGACCCCUCCGUGGCUCAUGCAACUGCGGUCGCAAUCACUACGCCGUUAUUGUGCCUGUAGACUCUACCGAACGGGCAGAAGUCUUUUUUGAUGACAGUAGUGAGAGUAGACGAAGUCAAGGCACACCGUUGACAGCAUGGCUGAGAGUGCCAUUGACCUGGUACUCUUCCUCAACCCAAGCAUUCUUCCCCGACGAAACCCACACGUCUAUCCGACGAAUCUUUUCUCCUUUACAUAGCCCACACACUCAACGUGUAUUCUGCGGAUAUUGUGGCACCCACUUGUCCUUCUGGACCGAGAACCCCUCAUCCGAAGCCGAAUUUAUGAACAUCACCCUAGGUAGCUUAUUGGGCGAGGACAUACAAGCAUUACAAGAGCUGGAUCUGCUUCCUGGGGACCUGGAGCCGCAAGAUGUCCAGGGACAGUCGUCGACAGCUGUUCAAGCACCUUCGAGUCAAGAGCAAAGUCAAGGUUUGACCCGGACGGAACGCAGCGGACGAUCGGGAGGCUUGUCCUGGUUUGAGGAAAUGCUGGAUGGCAGCAGACUAGGUCGUACUCACAACUUCCGAAAAGGAGUCGGUGUGAGUCCGGAUGGCAAUACUAGAGUCGAAUGGGAGAUUUCAGAAUUCUUUGACGACGGCAGUGCAACACCACAGACACCAACCGGCUCCAAGCGAAAACUCGGAGAUGUUUCAAGUGAUGAUGUGAUGCAGGGUUGAUGAGCCUGAAAGCUUGCCAGAGAAAUAGACAUAUAAAAGCGUCUCGACAUGGUUCCGAAGCUUGGCAGGCAUGGUGUUGUGCAGACAAAAGGCAGCAACGGAAGCGUAUAUUGCUGUACAGUGCGAUGCUAAAACUUCCAACACUAAUGAAACAUUUAUAUACACCUCAAGUCUAUCAUGAUGAAUCUCUUUGGCUUUGA
Exophiala oligosperma is the source of this 1066-nucleotide messenger RNA. RefSeq lists its product as uncharacterized. NCBI's taxonomy places the organism in Eukaryota, Fungi, Ascomycota, Eurotiomycetes, Chaetothyriales, Herpotrichiellaceae. Bases 135 to 866 code for a protein of 243 amino acids. Gene Ontology annotation, molecular function: carbon-sulfur lyase activity. The transcript has 2 exons. The record is from RefSeq and is a predicted model, not a curated record.